AUGGGUGGUGGUGUGACUCCAGUCAAGAGUCUUUGCCCUGGGAAGAGUUUUUUGAGAAUUAGGACUAGGGUUAUCCGGAUGUGGGAAGCAUGCCCUGUGAACGAUUCCUUGAGUCCCUAUGACUUGCAUAUAGUUCUAAUUGAUGCUGAGGUUUAUACCUUUCUUCUGAAUGUUUACUACAUUGCAGUGGGUGACAAAAUUGAAGCCAUUGCUCGGAAGGGUCUGAUGUCCAAAUUCAAGAGCGAACUCCGUGAAGGAAAAGUUUACACCAUCACUUAUUUCUCAGUUCUUUCAAACAGUGGCGGUUUUAUGGCUUCUGAGCAUGAUUACAAGAUUAUGUUCAAUGAAAAAACUAGGGCUGCAGUUGAAGAAGCAAUUGGAAUCCCAAUGACUAAAUACUCCUUCAAGGACACUGAUCAGAUAUUGGCUACUGGUGGUGAUUCUGACUUUUUAAUUGAUGUGAUUGGAUUAGUUACCAAUGUAUCAAGUGAGAAGAAAUAUCCUAAGGCUGGCAAUGUAACACGGAUGAUAGAGCUGGAGCUGACAGAUGACAAAGGGAAGAUUAAGUGUGCUCUAUUUGGCCACUUUGUUGAUGUUGUAAAACAACAUCUUGCUGCUGAUCGCCAAAUGCCUGUUGUAGUUCUUCAAUUUAUGAAGAUCAAGACAUUCAUGGGCCAUGUUGUAAUUCAGAAUGUCAUGAAUGCUACUGUCCUAUUAUGGAAUCCAGCUAUACCUGAAGCUGUCUCAUUUCAUAAUGGGUGA
Lotus japonicus is the source of this 762-nucleotide messenger RNA. RefSeq names its product replication protein A 70 kDa DNA-binding subunit C-like. Bases 1 to 762 code for a protein of 253 amino acids. Lineage: Eukaryota; Viridiplantae; Streptophyta; Magnoliopsida; Fabales; Fabaceae. The transcript is spliced from 5 exons. The record is from RefSeq and is a predicted model, not a curated record.